AUGCCUGGUCAUCUCCGGGUUGUUAGACCUUCUCCUACCACUGUUAGCUUCACUGUCUCGAAUGCUCCUAAUCGCUCUAGCUCCCCCGCGAAGAUCCUCUUCACCUUUCAGAUCCUCUUACGCGCCGUUUUAUUCUGCUGUGUGAUAAUUGUCGGUGUCGCGCGGCUUCGUCUCGUCUUUUUCGUAAGAGAGGGCCGAUUUAUCGACUGGCAGAAUGUGUGGUCAAGUCCCCUGGGGUCUUAUGUUUGCCAACACGUCGAUCCAUACAAUCCGUACGUGCUUAUGGUGGUAGGCGCAUUAGUGAUCUAUGGGGUUUUCAGGAGAAACUACACUGAGGAAUCACUACUUGUGAUUCGUGGUUUCGGAAUCCAAACUUCGACCUCGUCCUCUACCUAUCUUUCUACGGCUUCAACAAGGUUCAUACCUACCACACAAAUUCAAGAUAUUGUCAUCCAUGAAGCUUUCAAAGGCUUCGAGGUGCGUUUCUACCUCGCGGUCAUUGUAGAAGGCGAGCCGAACGUUUUGGUGGUGUUUCCUGUUUGUUUCCCUAUCGCUAUGGACCAUAUUGGAACACUGUUACCUAAUCGAGAAAUUCUUGAAGAGAUAUGGAGAGGCUCCCGACGCUGCCUGUAUGAUGUGAAGUCAUGA
This is a messenger RNA of Penicillium taxi, 648 nucleotides long. Its product is annotated as PIG-H family GPI synthesis protein. The coding region runs from base 1 to 648 and encodes 215 amino acids. Gene Ontology annotation, cellular component: glycosylphosphatidylinositol-N-acetylglucosaminyltransferase (GPI-GnT) complex. The record is from RefSeq and is a predicted model, not a curated record. Lineage: Eukaryota; Fungi; Ascomycota; Eurotiomycetes; Eurotiales; Aspergillaceae. The transcript is spliced from 3 exons. Gene Ontology annotation, biological process: GPI anchor biosynthetic process.